UGCAGAUGACUCCAGCCAUGAAGGCCCUCGCAUUUCUCAUUGCCCUUCUCCUGGUGGCCUUCCAGGUCCAGGUUGAUGCAAUGCCAGCAAAAACUGAAGAGGCUGGAGCCCAGGAGACACCCAAGGCAGUGGGUAACGAUGUGCCUGUUUCCUUUGAAGAGGCUAAACAUCUUUCUCGUAAUGCUCGAGGUGUCAUGAGAGACUUUACCUGCUAUUGCCGAGCUGCAGGCUGUCCAUGGGGAGAAUAUCCAAAAGGGCCCUGCUCCAUCAGCGGUAUGCAUUUUACUCUCUGCUGCCGCUAAGUGUCAAGA
Messenger RNA from Tupaia belangeri chinensis (Chinese tree shrew), 311 nucleotides. RefSeq names its product alpha-defensin 24. The transcript is spliced from 2 exons. Gene Ontology annotation, biological process: defense response to Gram-negative bacterium; cellular response to lipopolysaccharide; disruption of plasma membrane integrity in another organism. Lineage: Eukaryota; Metazoa; Chordata; Mammalia; Scandentia; Tupaiidae. The record is from RefSeq and is a predicted model, not a curated record. Gene Ontology annotation, cellular component: extracellular matrix; extracellular region. Bases 6 to 302 code for a protein of 98 amino acids.